Cylindrotheca closterium is the source of this 423-nucleotide messenger RNA. NCBI's taxonomy places the organism in Eukaryota, Bacillariophyta, Bacillariophyceae, Bacillariales, Bacillariaceae. The record is from the annotation of a GenBank genome assembly.
AUGAAACUUUUUAUCGCCACUCUCAUCGCUUUAGUUAUCGUCGGUACCAAUGGCGCUAGCCACACUGCCGGGAACAACACUGACGGAAACAACACCGCCAGUGCCAACGGAUCUACAUGCGCCUUGGACAGGGAUUGCGAGAGCGGAUUUUGCUCUAUCGAUUUCACAUGCAAAGAAAAGAAGGAAAUUGGAGAGAGCUGCGCCCAAGAUGAUGACUGCUUCACCGCUUUCUGCUCUGUGGAUUUUACUUGCAAGGAAAAAUUGGCAAUCAAUGAAACUUGUGUUGAAAAUGACGACUGUCAGAGCGGAGUCUGUGCCCAGCUUGAUGGGUUCAAAUGCGUCGAGAGCUCGGAAGCCCUUGCUUGGAAUUUGACCUGCACAAUGCUUGGCGCCAUCGCUUCUUUCUUGUUCAUCGCUUUUUAG